This is a messenger RNA of Ceutorhynchus assimilis (cabbage seed weevil), 2210 nucleotides long. The record is from the annotation of a GenBank genome assembly. Lineage: Eukaryota; Metazoa; Arthropoda; Insecta; Coleoptera; Curculionidae.
ACCUCAAAAUUUAUUCGACAUCUUGUCUUGUAACCUUAGACCAACUUGUGACAGUGAAAGGGUCAAUCAAUUUUUGAUUAAUUUUCUAAUUAAUUAAACGCUCAUUUAAAAACCAUGUCUCCGCCAUAUAAAUUAACCUACUUCGACAUUAUGGGUCUAGGGGAACCCCUUAGAAUUUUGCUCAGCUACGGCAACUUGGACUAUGAAGAUUUCCGGGUGCCGAGAGAAAACUGGCCCAAUUUGAAAGCUUCGAUGCCUUUCGGGCAAAUGCCCGUUUUGGAACACGCCGGCAAAACUUACCAUCAAAGUAUGGCGAUUGCCCGAUUCCUGGCUAAGAAAGUUAAGCUUGUGGGCAAAGACGAGUUUGAAGAUUUGGAAAUCGAUGCCGCUGUCGAUACUAUCAAUGAUUUUCGCACUACCAUGGGAUUUGAUGACGUUAUUCCAUUGUUGGGCGAUUUCGGAAAAUACCAAAAAAGAAUCUAUUUUUUACUGUGCCUUCCUGCCAUUACGUCUGCUUUUCACAAAUUGGGAAACGUUUUUCUUUUAGCUGAACCACAAUAUAGAUGCCGACGUCCUGAUGAGUCUGUAGACAGCGUCUACAACCUCAGCAAUGCGGAAAUGGAAAAGUGGUACCCUUUUGAUGUUUUGCACCAGAGAUUUUCCUCUUGUUUGAUACGGUCUGGUAAUGCUACUGCAAAAUGUGCUGAUUUUAUUUUCAGCCAUCAGGAUUAUGGGCAUACAACAGUCAUAGAGUGGAACUUGACAUGUGAAAAAGCCUACCUAAUAGCCACAUGCAACUCGAUGUUCAUGGUAGGCGUAAUGCUAGGCUCAAUAAUAUUCGGAGAAACAUCAGACCGAUGGGGCAGAAAGGUAACCUUCCUAAUAGCCUCAAUCCUGCAAGUUGUAUUUGGUAUUUUGGCCGCUUACGCUCCGGAAUUUUGGACUUUUGCCAUAUCCAGAAUGAUUGUUGGAGCAGCUGCUUCUGGGGUGUUUUUGGUCGCUUACGUCAUGGGUCUAGAAAUGGUUGGACCAUCAAAACGUCUAGUGGCUGGCACAGUGAUUUUCAUAUUCUUCUCAGGCGGUUACGUUUUGAUUGCUUUAUUGGCUAAACUCUUAUCAAAUUGGAGACAUUUGCAGUUGGCCCUUACCUUCCCAGGAAUUUUGUUCAUCUUUUAUUGGUGGCUUAUUCCAGAGUCUGUCAGAUGGUUGUUGUCCAAAAAUAAGACCGUCGAAGCCAAACAAGUCAUUCAAAGGUGCGCCAAAAUCAACAGAGUCACAAUAACUGAAGCCAAAUUAGACGAACUAUUGAAAAAGGGUGAAGAAACCAAAAAAGAAGAAUCUCAAAUGACUGCAUCAGUUGUCGACUUGUUUAAACAUUCCAAUUUACGCAAAAGAUCACUUAUAAUAUUUUUUGAUUGGUGCGCCAACAAUAUAACUUAUUAUGGCCUCUCUUGGAAUACAAACAAUUUAGGAGGCAAUCCAUACUUAAACUUUGUAAUAUCGGGCGCAGUGGAAACUCCUGCCAAUAUUUUCACUUUGCUUACCUUAAACCGAUGGGGCAGGAAAAAGAUUUUAUGCGGUAGCAUGAUUGUAGCUGGAAGUGCCUUAUUAGCAACUACAAUAACACCAAUAAAUUUAGUAUGGCUCAGCGUGUUUCUAGCAAUGUUAGGCAAAAUUGCUAUUACAGUGAGCUACGGAACUGUGUACAUAUUUUCAGCUGAACAGUUUCCUACUGUGGUGAGAAAUGCAGGCUUGGGUGCCAGCUCUACUUUUGCCCGAUUAGGCUCUAUAGUAGCCCCCUAUAUUAACAUAAUGGCCCACUUUUGGCAGCCUUUUCCGCUUUUGGUUUUUGGAAUUUUGGCCUUUAUAGGAGGAUUGUUGUCUCUAUUGUUACCGGAGACUCUAAAUAAAAAACUACCCGAAACUUUAGCAGAAGGAGAGGCUUUUGGAAGGAAAAGGAAAAAAGAUAUACCAUUGGAAAUGGUUGUUCCAAAUGAGGCAGAAGUCACCCUACUAAAUACUGAAACAAAGCAGAAUUAAUGAAAUGCAUUUUUAAUUUGUUUACCAAGUAGUAUUAAAAAGACUAAUUUUUAACUUAACUUUAAGUCCAAAAACUCGAAUUUUGUUAAUUGUUAUUUGAGCCUUAAACUAAGUAAAUUUUAUAAAUAAAUAUAAUAUUUUACAUAUCAAAUGUCCUUGUAUUUUAUACA